AUGCCCCCACUUGCACUCGUUACUCUCAUGGCAAGCUUUGGCGUGCUCAUGCUGGUCAUGCUGACAGGCAGAGGAGCCACCAUCAACACAAUGAGCCCAGGCGCUGAGCCAAUCUCCAUCUCCAAAUGGGCAAUGGAUCUCAUGGCGGAAGGGAAGACAUCGCCCCUCAAGGACCCACGCAUGGAAGCACCAGAAGACAUCACCAUCCGCCUCGCCCACCUUGCUGUCACCUGCACUGCCAUGCCCACCGCCUCCCGCCCCUCCAUGUCCCGAGUGGCCCAAGACUUGGAGGCUAUACAGGAGGAGGCAGGAGGGGGGGAUGCGAGAGCGCGAGCUGCAGUGAGGGUUGACGAGAAGCUGUCGAGUCAGCGGUUACGGAGGAGCAUGGAGGAGGAUCUUGCGAUGCUGAAUGAACAAGUGAUGCACGAGGGUGACGCAACUGCUGUCUUUGUGUGA
Molecule: messenger RNA, 456 nt
Organism: Closterium sp. Yama58-4
Lineage: Eukaryota; Viridiplantae; Streptophyta; Zygnematophyceae; Desmidiales; Closteriaceae
Source: the annotation of a GenBank genome assembly